Molecule: messenger RNA, 1236 nt
Organism: Paramuricea clavata
Lineage: Eukaryota; Metazoa; Cnidaria; Anthozoa; Malacalcyonacea; Plexauridae
Source: the annotation of a GenBank genome assembly
AUGGAGGGCGAAAAAGAUUCAAACAAAAACAAAAAAGGGAAAAAAAGUGUAGAGAAAGGGAAAGACCUUUCUAAAAAAAGGGACAUGAAAAAUAGUCCAACCACACCAACAAAAUUAGUGCAAAGAGAAAGCGAGAACACCCCAACGGCGAAAAAUUUAAACAUGGCAAAAGAAGGCGAAGCAAGCAACGCUCCAAGCUCCCCGACAACAUAUCCGAGCUCUCCAGCAACAUCAAUGCCCUCAGAAGUUAUCGGCUACGUCCACAUUCUCUCUUCGCCGAUUCCUAACAAACGGAAAACUAUGAAAUACUCCACAUGCGUGCUGCAAACCCAAGACAAAGAAAUCGACACACUUCUUUACUCACCACGAAAGCGUGCAAUAAUUUCGGAGAGCGAAAAGACUCGUACACCCAUUAAGAUCAGAAAGUUCACUUUUACUCCAGAUUGUGAAAAGCUCAUCAUCAAUGAUAUGACGAACAUUUCUAAACCAACCCCAACUGAGUACUGUUUUCAGUACAACAAAUUAUCCUCGAGGAAGUGCAUAUCCCUUAAGGAAGUUCUAGAGUCCUCCGAAGAGGGCGAUCUAGUAUCAGUAAUCGGAAAAUUCGGCACCAUCGGCGAAAUAUCCAAUGUUGGUCGGGGCCUCAAAUUGGCGGAAGCUACACUUGCGGAUACGACAGCGCAGAUAGACGUAAGUUUGUUUGAAGAGAACAUCGCUUCUGUAAAAUCUGGGAGUGUCUACAUGAUGCGUAAUUUACGAGUACGCGUCUGGAAAAAUGUUAAAAAAUUAACAACAACUCCAAGUUCCAUUAUCGUAGAAACGGAAAACACAGAGAUAGCAGAGAUCGACGUCGACGUUACAUCUGAACACGACGAAACCGAAUUAACAGUGGUUGUCCCGUUUAUUACAUCUGUCGAGCAAAUCGAAUUGUAUCGCAUUUGUGUCCAGUGUUCAAAGAAAUUGUUGCAAGCUACAGCCAGCCUGAUUGUGAAGUGUGACAGGUGCACUCAUUCCAUGGUUCUUUCAAACUGUGAGAAGAAAAUGUCCGCACAUAUUACCGUCGCAAAUAAUAAUCCCGUCACCUUGAUGGUAUUGGACCACAACUUGCGAUCACUUAUUUCAAAUAUGGACGAAAUGUCAGAAGAACAAAUAAUCGAAACAUUAUUGCUGUUGAACAAUGUUAGUAUCAAGUAUGAUCCCGUCACACUUAUUGUGUCUGAGAUUAAACUUCAUUAG